Molecule: messenger RNA, 3564 nt
Organism: Pungitius pungitius (ninespine stickleback)
Lineage: Eukaryota; Metazoa; Chordata; Actinopteri; Perciformes; Gasterosteidae
Product: gamma-aminobutyric acid receptor subunit gamma-3-like
Exons: 10
Coding region: 87-1595 (502 amino acids)
Biological process (GO): chloride transmembrane transport; nervous system process; regulation of postsynaptic membrane potential
Cellular component (GO): postsynapse; synapse; plasma membrane
Molecular function (GO): GABA-gated chloride ion channel activity; GABA-A receptor activity; benzodiazepine receptor activity
Source: RefSeq, a predicted model, not a curated record
GGGGCGCUUAAGGGGUGGAGUGAGAGAGGGAGAGAGAGGCAGAGACAGAGAGCGACAGAGAGAGCGCUGUGUGGGUCGCAGAUGACAUGCAGAAGAAAGUGUGUGGGCGGAUGAGGAAGUUCAGAGCACGGAUUGAUGGUCACACACCUAUACUGUACUGGCACUUUCUCGCAGCAGCACAACGUCGGGAUUUCCAUCCACAUAUUCCUGUGAUCCGGAGGGGGAGAUCCACGCAUGGGAAAAUGACAAUCAAGUUUGUGGUCAUCCACUUCAUACUUCUCGUUCAAUGUGCUCGUUCUGAUCCCCUGGAAUAUGGCGCCGACGAUGAAGAUCCCAACGACACCACGGUCAAUCAGAUGCUGGUCCCCAGGUCACACCAGGAGGAAGCCACGCGAAUACUGAACAGUUUGCUCGAGGAAUACGACAAGACGCUGCGGCCGGACAUUGGAGUGAAACCUACAGUCAUCGAUGUGGGCAUAUAUGUCAACAGCAUCGGGCCUGUGUCCUCCAUCGACAUGGAGUACCAGAUCGAUAUUAUCUUCGCCCAGACCUGGGUGGACACCCGUCUGCGGUUCAACAGCAGCAGCAGUAGGCGACUAACCCUCAACAGCAAUAUGGUCGGCUUGAUCUGGCUGCCCGACACCAUCUUUAGGAAUUCCAAGAACGCCGACUCCCACUGGAUCACCACGCCCAACCAGUUGCUCCGGAUCUGGAACAAUGGAAAAGUGCUCUACACGCUGAGGAUGACCAUCAAUGCAGAAUGCCAGCUGCAACUCCAUAAUUUCCCAAUGGACGAACACUCCUGUCCCCUCGUCUUCUCCAGCUACGGCUACCCUCGAGACGAGAUUGUGUACAAGUGGAGCCGGAACUCUGUGGAGACUUCAGACCAGAAGUACUGGAGGCUUUACCAGUUUGACUUCAUGGGGCUCCGAAACACAACAGAUGUGCUCACAACAACAGCAGGUGAAUACGUGGUGAUGAGCGUGUACUUUGACCUCAGCAGACGAAUGGGCUACUUCACCAUCCAGACCUACAUCCCCUGUAUCCUGACUGUGGUCCUCUCCUGGGUCUCCUUCUGGAUCAAGAGCGACGCCACGCCCGCACGGACAGCCUUAGGUAUCACCACAGUACUGACCAUGACCACCCUGAGCACAGUAGCCAGGAACUCACUACCUAGAGUGUCCUACGUGACGGCCAUGGACUUGUUUGUCACCGUCUGCUUCCUGUUCGUCUUUGCUGCCAUGAUCGAGUACGCCAUGCUCAACUACUACUCCUACAGCAUCCGCAGACCUCCUGCCAAGAUGCAGAGACUGGCCUACUCAUCUUUUAACGUGGGUCCCCCCCCUCGGCCCAUGAUGCCCGUGGGCAACUCCCUGUUCUGGCAGGACUACGACGACAACUGCUUGUACGAGUGCCUGGACGGGAAGGACUGCAAGAGUUUCUUCUGCUGCUACGAGGAGUGUAAAGAAGGUGGCUGGCGGAAAGGACGAAUCCACGUCAACAUCGGCGAGCUGGAUGCCUACUCGCGGGUUUUCUUCCCCACCUCCUUCUUGCUCUUCAACAUUGUCUACUGGGUCAGCUACCUCUACCUCUAGGACAACGAGCUGCCGGCGUCAUCUCCACAGACGGGGUCCCGUUGGAGGCUCUCAGACAACAGACAGAUGGGGCUUGAGAGGCGUCCGGGGACGGGGUUGCGAUGUUGGUCGUUGAGAUGGCCGAGCACCCAUAGUGCCUUCUUUAGAAAGGGUGCGGCACCGAGAGGCCCGGCUUCAGAGUUCCCUGCGUUAUCUUUAUUACCUCAUCCGCCACAUGCAGAGCGUCUGUUCUUUGUUGAACCCCACUGGAGACAUUCAAAACUAACAACACGUCAUUUAUUUUGUAGCAGCUUACUUUUAGUUGUACUCUAGACUUACUUGUAUUUGAAAACAACAACAUAAUUUCUGUGCUUGUAUCUUAAUAGAGCAGGUCAAGCACCUCACCCAUCCGCGGUUUGUCGGCUUUCAGCGAGCGUUCGUGAUGUUUCACAAACGAGCGAUGCAGUUUACAGUAAAUGCCAAGAAGAUUUGGGUGUUUUAUAACAAAUGCUAGGUUACACGAAAAAUGUUUAAGGACUGCAUAAAGACAUACCAAUCUCAUACUAAACGUGCUAAUCUCAUCCAUAUUCUGUAUAGUACAGUCACUGAAUAAACAGAUUAGGGGGAGCAGAGCUGGCUUCUUCCUGGCAACAGCUACAUGAAAACAUUUCUACACCCUUUUCAUCCUUAUUUGUACAGAACUCUAUUGGUUGCCGACCGCAAAUAAAUUGUUCACUCAAAUAAGUAUAUAAACUGCAUAUUGGCACAGAAUGAGCUGUAGAACUCCCAUGCAAACACAAACUGUACAUGGGGUAUUUAUUUUGCUUUAGUCAUUGCCCCAAAAGUGGAGCUAGAGUUCAUAAAAUUGUCUUGAUGAACGCUUGAAUAUCUCUCAUGUCGUGCCACAUGCAGGACCUAAAGGCUCCAUGUGCCCCGCUGGAAAUGAUCACAGGUGCUGUAAAAUAGGUCCCAAUAUACUGUACACACAGGGCUGUUGGAAAUGGAAGCUCUAGAUAACGGCAUUUAUACCUGUUGGUUUGAGACAUUACAGUUUUGUUUACUGUUCUGUGGUGUUUUGGCUUUGUAGAAAAGUCGAGCCCCUUGUCCCCUCUCCUCCCCUCCUUCAUACCCAAACACACACUUUUGCCCCCCGUAUUUGUAUGUUCAGAGAAAAGUGUAUCUGAUUAAUGUUUCUAUUUUCAUACAGUUCUAUAUGGAAUGUAAGUUAGGCCAGUAGUCAGUCUGGUUCCAGUUCAGUCAGUUCAUGUGGCCUAAAUGAGCUUAUUCCUACAUAUUCAUGAGGCCUCCAGACCCAUUUGUGGCCCGUCCAGAGGUUUGCAAUUACCAUUCAGAACAUCUCAAGUGAAGCUGGAGAGACAGCUGAGAGGCUGUCACUCUGCGCACACAUAUUUACUCUGCUGAUGUAUCACAUUAGCUCCUAAGAGACAACGAUAUUUCCACCCAUAUCUACCAAGAACUGACUGAAUUGCCAGAGCUUGGCUCACACCGCAGUAAACCCUCCUCACCUGAUAUUUCUACUACACUUUAUAAGUGUCUUUGUCCGUUAGGAGCUCAAUCACAUUUUUCUACGUCUUAUUGGAAGUCACCUGUGCGUUUUCAGCUGACUGGGACCUGUAUUUAUAAAGCCUAUUUGGCAUCAGAGUACAAACCAUCAGCGCUGGUGAGCAUAAUGAACUGGCUCAAGAGCCUCUCCCUGAGACCUCAUCACCCCAAUUAAAGCUUUUGUAGUUCCUCUGAAAAGCAGCGCAUCACUCACACCGUCACGAAAACACGCAUCGCUCCAGCUUCAUCCUAUAAACCAGUUGUGUUUUGUCGGCGAGGUCUCUGGGAGGAGGGGUGGGGGAGGGUGUAUACACUCUGACUUUGUAUCAGCACUCUUGGGGGAGAUAUUUUAUGAAAAAAGGAGGUACAGUGAAAAUAGUUUUUUCUAGUGCGUGGUACAUUGCUUAUAUUAAUAAAUAACGUUUUG